GCACCCCGCCAGAUGCCCAGCCACAAGAAGCCGAGCAACUUGCUUCUCCAACUCAGAAAUCAAGGGAGAACGAGGCUGUGGCGCGGCCAGCAGAAUCUGAUGAAGGGCAAGCCGCUGAAGACUCCAAAGGAGCAGACGCAUCUGCUGCUCCAGCUGAGAAACCCAUCGAUGAAGAG
Symbiodinium pilosum is the source of this 176-nucleotide messenger RNA. NCBI's taxonomy places the organism in Eukaryota, Dinophyceae, Suessiales, Symbiodiniaceae. The record is from the annotation of a GenBank genome assembly.